This is a messenger RNA of Cylas formicarius (sweet potato weevil), 1986 nucleotides long. Its product is annotated as odorant receptor Or2-like. Gene Ontology annotation, biological process: detection of chemical stimulus involved in sensory perception of smell; sensory perception of smell. Gene Ontology annotation, cellular component: plasma membrane. Lineage: Eukaryota; Metazoa; Arthropoda; Insecta; Coleoptera; Brentidae. Gene Ontology annotation, molecular function: olfactory receptor activity; odorant binding. The record is from RefSeq and is a predicted model, not a curated record. The transcript is spliced from 2 exons. Bases 1513 to 1986 code for a protein of 157 amino acids.
UUUGCUAAUUGUCAAGAAUAGUGACUGGUGACGCAAUUUUUGAUCAGCUGAUUGAAAAUAUUCUUCAUUGGCAAAACUGAUAGACUUAGAAGCACAAAUAAAUAUUUGUGAUAUGAAAACAGUCGAAAAAGAAACUUGUUUAUAAUAAAUAAUACGAGCAAACCAUAAAGAAAAAUAUACCCACCUUUACUUAGCAGAUUAAUAGAAGACAAGGCUUUUAAACACGAACUCUUUUAGCUGCUAUCCGCCGAUUGUAAAUACUCUUCAAUGGCAAAGCUGAUGGACUUCCGUUUGUAACAUGAGAACAGUUGAAAAAGAAAAUUAUUUAUAAUAAAUAAAACGAGCAAAUAUAAAGGAAAAAAUAUACCCACCUUUUCUUAAAAUAUUUAAAGAAAACGAGACUUUAAAAUAAUAAGUUUUUUAGCUGCUAUCAACGGAUUGAAAAUAUUCUUCAUUGGCAAAACCGAUGGGACUUAGAAGCACAAAUAACCAUUUGUGAUAUGGAAACAGUUGAAAAAGAAAAUUGUUUAUAGUAAAUAAUGCGAGCAAACCAAAAAAGAAAAAUAUACUUACCUUUUUUUAGCAGAUUUAAAGAAGACAAAAUUUUAAAAUGAUAAGUUUUUUAACUGCUAUCAUAAAACUGAUGAACUUGGAAGCACAAAUAACCAUUUGUGAUAUGAAAACAGUCGAAAAAGAAAAUUGUUAAUAAUAAAUAAUACGAGGAAACCAAAGGAAAAAUAUACCCACCUUUUCCUAGCAGAUUUAAAGAAGACAAGACUUCAAAAUAAUAAGUUUUUUAGCUGCUAUUAGCUGAUUGAAAAUAUUCUUCAUUGACAAAACUGAUGGACGUAGAAAACAGAAAAUUGUUUAUAAUAAAUAAUACGACCAAACCAAAAGGAAAAAUAUACCUACCUAUUCUUAGCAGAUUUAAAGAGGACAUUACUUUUAGAUACGAUUUUUUUUUAGCUGCUAUCAGCUGAUUGACAGUCGAAAAAGAAAAUUGUUUCUGAUAAAUAAUACGAGCAAACGAAAAGGCAACUAUACCCUCCUUUUCUUAGUAGAUUUAAAGAAGACCGGAUUUUUAAAUAAUAACUAUUUUAGCUGGUACCAGCUUAUCGAAAAUACUGUUGAUUGGCAAAACGAUGAAGUUAGGAGCACAGCGAACCUUUUGUGAUUAGAAAAGAAUUGAUAAAGAAAAUUGCUUAUAAUAAAUAAUAGGAGCAAACCAAAAAGAACUAAGAAAACAGAUGAGACUAUUAAAUAAUAACUUUUUUAGUUGCUAUCAGCCCAUUGAAAGUAUCGUUGAUGGCAAAACUGACGGCGUUAAAAGCACAACUAACCAUUUGUGAUGAAGAAACAUUUGAAAAAUGAAACACGCAAGACAGGAAAAAGUAAACCUUUGGAAUCUUCACUUAGGACAUCAUUGAUAUAAAACUUGCAAUUUCUUAUGCUAAAUAUUUGUGGUAACGUCUUUGUUCUCUGUUUAGCUUUGUAAGAGACCUUAACGGCUCUAUGAAGUACCUGAUGCUGCUGGAAUACACGCUUAGCUCUUUGAACGUGGCUAGUGUUUCGAUCCAAGUGACGUCGGUCGAACCCAGCGUGACGUCCCUGGCUUUCCCGAUAAUAUACCUCUGCCUCUUGGUGUUCCAAGUCUUCGUUCUCGGUUGGUAUUCCAACGAGAUAAAGAUGCAGAGUUUGGCUCUGGGUGAUGCGGCGUACAAGAGCCAAUGGUACGAGCAGAAUGAUAAAGUGAAGAAACUGAUCCUGAUGAUGAUAAUGCGCAGCCAACGUCCCCUGGUGCUGGCUAUCGGGCCCUUCGGCGCCAUGACUACUCAGUCGGCUCUCACGGCAAGGCGCCACUUCUCUGUCGUUCGAGAUUUUACGAUGAGUUUUUUAGAUCAUGAAGGCGGCUUACUCGUACGUAACCCUCAUGAAGAAUUCUCACUGAAUAAUGACGUAGUAGCGGGACUAGUAAAUGACAAAUAA